Molecule: messenger RNA, 1519 nt
Organism: Neltuma alba
Lineage: Eukaryota; Viridiplantae; Streptophyta; Magnoliopsida; Fabales; Fabaceae
Product: UDP-glycosyltransferase 13-like
Exons: 1
Coding region: 63-1466 (467 amino acids)
Molecular function (GO): UDP-glucosyltransferase activity
Source: RefSeq, a predicted model, not a curated record
UAAAAGUCUUUCCAGACAAUUCACAUUACACAGUCUGAGUUGACUACACGUCACCGGAAAACAUGUCCGACGCGGUUGUUCACGUGGCUCUCUUCCCUAACGCCGGCAUGGGUCACCUAACUCCAUUUCUGAGACUUGCCGUGUUGCUCGUGAACCGCCAUUGCCGAGUCACUCUAAUCACUCCUCAGCCCACAGUUUCCAUGGCUGAAUCCAGGCUUCUCUCUCGCUUUCACUCUGCUUUUCCUCAGGUCUCUGUUCUUCCCUUUUAUCUCGUCCCUUUUGAUGCUUCCACUGCAAACUCCGACGACCCUUUUUUUCUCCAGUUUGAAGCAAUUCGUCGCUCAUGUCAUCUUCUUCCUUCUCUGCUCGCUUCGGUUUCUCCACCUCUCUCUGCUUUUGUCUGCGAUAUGACCCUGAUAUCCCCUGUUCUUCCAAUCACAGAGAGCCUUCGUCUUCCAAUUUUCAUCCUUUUUACUUCUUCAGCUGCCAUGUUGUGCCUCUUCUCAUCCAUAGCCAGAUUGAUUCCGUCCAUUUCUGAAAUGGAUUUUGUAGAAAUUCCAGGAGUUUCAACCAUACCCAGAUCUUCGAUCCCUCCUCUGCUUCUUCUCCCCAAUAAUGUCUUCGCAAACAUAUUACUAGAAGACAGUCCCAAGCUUCCUAAAUCAUGUGGGAUUUUGGUCAAUUCGUUCGAAGCGCUGGAAUCGAUUCCUCUUGAAUCCCUGAACAGCGGAAAAGUGGUCAAAGAAUUGCCCCCUGUUUUCCCAAUGGGUCCUUUGAUGCCAUGUGAGUUUGAGAAGAAUGAAAGGGAAGAACAGAUGAAUUCUUCGCCAUUGAAGUGGCUAAACGAUCGGUCUCCUGGGUCCGUCGUGUACGUAAGCUUCGGCAGCAGACUGAGCAUGGCAAGAGAACAAGUAAGAGAAAUCGGAAACGGGUUGCUGAAAACCGAGUUCAAAUUUCUGUGGGUAGUGAAGGAUAAGAAGGUAGACAAAGAAGAAGAAGACGACUUACAAGAAGUGGUCGGGACGGAUCUGAUGAGGAGAUUAAAAUCAAAAGGGUUGGUAGUGAAACACUGGGUAGAUCAAUCUGAUAUUCUGAGUCACAACUCAGUGGGAGGGUUCGUGAGCCAUUGUGGAUGGAACUCGGUGGUGGAAGCAGCAUGGCACGGCGUGCCGAUUCUGGGGUGGCCUCAGAUCGGAGACCAGAAGGUUAAUGCAGAGGUGGUGGAGAAGAGUGGGUGGGGCAUGUGGAAGAAGACAUGGGGUUGGUCAGGAGAAAAUCUGGUGGAAGGAGAAGAGAUUGGAGACGCCAUUGAUGAGAUGAUGAAGAACGAAGCUUUGAAAGUUAAAGCAAUGGAAAUCAAAGAGGCGGCGAGGAAGGCCGUUGGCGGCGGCGGCGGCGGCGGGAGUUCUGAGAUUUCUGUUCAGAGACUGAUUGAUGAGUUGAAGAGGAUGAACUGUUCGGGUUAAGGUCAAUGGCUUCUUUAGGUUGAAUUAAUUUCCAUUGGAUGGGAGAAAAUAAG